This is a messenger RNA of Arthroderma uncinatum, 1011 nucleotides long. Its product is annotated as protein kinase domain-containing protein. The transcript is spliced from 2 exons. Lineage: Eukaryota; Fungi; Ascomycota; Eurotiomycetes; Onygenales; Arthrodermataceae. The record is from RefSeq and is a predicted model, not a curated record. Gene Ontology annotation, molecular function: ATP binding; protein kinase activity. The coding region runs from base 1 to 1011 and encodes 336 amino acids. Gene Ontology annotation, biological process: protein phosphorylation; spliceosomal complex assembly; regulation of mRNA processing.
AUGAGCACCAAAAGUGAUGAAAACGCCCGUUAUUUUGAAUAUGGGUAUAUUGAAGGGGUGGAAAGGCUCGAAAAGUACGAGCCUGGCGGAUAUCAUCCCUUGUUGAUCGGGGAUAUUAUCCACGACAGAUAUAAGAUUGUGAACAAGCUGGGUUUCGGUGGCUAUUCGAUUGUUUGGCUGGCUCAUGAUAUUCGUGAUAGACAAUAUGUCGCCGUUAAAGUCGGUAUAGCAGGUCUUGCCCGACACGAGUUUGAAGUUCUUCGCGAUCUUUCAAGUACAGCUUCCUCCAUCUCUCACCCAGGUCGGUCUUCAAUUCCAAACAUCCUCGACGAAUUUUCGGUUGAAGGUCCAAAUGGGGCGCACCUAUGUUAUACAACCGCCCCUGCACGAUGUGAUCUUAAAGAUGUUGCCUGUGGUCGCAUCUUCUCUUUGCAAGUUGCGAGAGCUUUGGCUGCUAGAAUCACGCAGGCCCUUGCAUACGUACAUUCACGAGGAUAUGUGCAUGGAGAUGUGCAUAUUCGCAACAUUCUCGUCAAGGCUUCACCGGAGCUCGACUCUCUUUCUCUCGAGAAGUUUUACAGAGAAUAUGGAGAUCCGGAUCUCACUCCUAUUGAACGUCGGGAUGGGAAACCGCUUCCAUUGAAUAUUCCAUCGACUGCAGUCACACCAAUAUGCAUGGGCCGAAUAAAAGCAGAUCGAUUCACUCUUGCUGAUGCCAAAGUACUAUUGAGUGACUUUGGCGAGGCGUUUGAUCCAGCGGUUCACUCUCGUCAAGCUCAGGAGAGUCACACUCCUCUCGGUAUACGGCCACCGGAAGCCAGAUUCGAGCCUCUUGGCCCUCUAUCGUAUGCUGGAGAUAUCUGGUCGUUAGGUCUUCUCAUAUGGCAAAUUAUUGGGCUCAAAUCACUUUUCACAACCGAUUUUCCCUACCCAGACGAACUCAUCUCAGACUAUAUUGACGUUCUACGUCCUGGAGUCGACGGUUUCGAUAUGCCGGAAAGCUGGUGGUAG